AUGGCACCUCCCCACCCUAAACAGCGCAAGAUCGCUAUCGUUGGAAGCAGAGCGGUUGGCAAAUCUUCCCUCACGGUCCAGUUCGUCGAGAACCAUUUCGUCGAAUCCUAUUAUCCCACGAUCGAAAAUACGUUUUCAAGAGUGAUCAAGUACAAGGGCCAAGAGUAUGCCACAGAAAUAAUCGAUACCGCUGGACAGGAUGAGUACAGCAUCCUGAACUCCAGGCACUCCAUUGGUAUCCACGGGUACAUGUUGGUCUAUUCUGUCGCUUCUCAGCAAUCGUUUGAGAUGGUCAAGAUCAUUCGUGAUAAAGUCCUUACACAUUUGGGAGCUGAUUGGGUUCCAAUCGUCGUUGUCGGAAACAAAUCCGAUCUUCAUAUCCAAAGACAAGUCAGCGCCGAGGAAGGGAAAGCUCUUACCCAAGAAUGGAACUGCGCAUGGACCGAAGCCUCAGCCCGUCACAACGAAAAUGUCGCGAAAGCCUUUGAGCUGAUGAUUGAACAAGUGGAGAAAGCCCAGAAUCCCUCCGCUCCACCAGGCGGCGGAAAGUGCACCAUUAUGUAA
Morchella importuna is the source of this 564-nucleotide messenger RNA. RefSeq lists its product as uncharacterized. Lineage: Eukaryota; Fungi; Ascomycota; Pezizomycetes; Pezizales; Morchellaceae. Gene Ontology annotation, cellular component: plasma membrane. Gene Ontology annotation, biological process: small GTPase-mediated signal transduction. The record is from RefSeq and is a predicted model, not a curated record. Gene Ontology annotation, molecular function: GTP binding; GDP binding; GTPase activity. The transcript is spliced from 4 exons. The coding region runs from base 1 to 564 and encodes 187 amino acids.